Molecule: messenger RNA, 133 nt
Organism: Cercopithifilaria johnstoni
Lineage: Eukaryota; Metazoa; Nematoda; Chromadorea; Rhabditida; Onchocercidae
Source: the annotation of a GenBank genome assembly
AUGGCUCUGUAUGCUAAAGUUCGACAAUUUUUUGGAGCACAGAAGUCGUUCCCACGAGUUCUGACUCAGUUUUCCGACCAGUCUUCUGUAAAGAUCCCGGAAACAGCACAUAAAUAUAAUCAGGAAUUGCGAC